AUGCCCCCCUCUAUCCUCUCCACCUCUAUAUCUACUCAGAAAGAUAUGGAUGCGUUGCCAAUCGUCAAUUACCGUCUCGUUGAGUUUGAUACCAAUCUCUAUCGUCGGCAGAUAGAGCACUUCGAAUGGUACUGGGGCCUUCAAAAAGGAGAGCUUGAUCUCUCCACGCCACUCAAUCAUAUCCAACUUCGCAGCGACAUGGCCAAGCGUUUAGACGAGAACGAGUGGACUAUAUUACCAACCAAGCGAACAAUCAACACUAUCAUUGCUCUGUCCGACUUCAACAAGACCGCAGACGUGCAUAAGAGGAAGCGAUUCACCGAAGUCCUUCCUGAACAAGAGUAUGAGUACGACUUCGUACCGCUGCACAUCACCCAAGGAGACCGCCCUUCCAUGUAUCUCAAACGAGGCUCAACUACAAGGACGAUCACCAAGGCUUACUCGAAAAUGCCACGUAUCAAGUCGCGCGCCCAUCCACUUUUCGUCGUCUUCCGCACGGACCGCGAUAUCCUCUCUGCGUACUACACGAUCUCAAAAUCCGAAAAGGACCGACUGCGGGACAUGACGCACGCUGUUCUCUUCCGUUGGCAAGAUUGUCCCCCAAUCGAGUUCCUUGUAGGUCCGGACGUUUGGGCAAAGCACCGUCAUCCGUGGAGUGACGAUGGCUCUAUCGCGCGUUCCCAACUUAGCACCUGCAACCCUGCACCUACGAAGAAACCGGCGCGUGCUGUACGCAAGUCUACUCGCGCCCCCUCUCCUCAACCCAGAGCAUAUCAAGCCAGACCGUCAGUAUACGACUACGCGCGGAGUCCGCCCCCUUGUCCUAACUCGCCCGUUCUCCCUCGCAGCACCCACGCGUCCUCAUCCGGGUCCUCCGCCAGCGAGGCCGACGCCGAGUUCUCCGCCACCGACCUAAAAGAUUGGCUGAGGUCUAUCGAACCCGAGCCGAAGGCAAAGCGCGCAUUCCCCUCCUCUCCUCGCCGCGACCCCGUUCUUGCUCGAUAUCGCAAGGAACCGGCGCGGGAUCCCGCGAAUGCGCUUCGCGUCUCGUUGCUCCUCGUGCUCGGCGGAUUGGUGGCGGAAGGCAGCGACGGCACCAACAGGGAGGUUUACACCAGCAACGACUGGGCGACGAUCGUCCACCGGACCUGUCUUUGGUCCUCAAAUCCACCCGAGGAAGCCGUGGCCGACUAUAUCGACCUUAUCCCCUAG
Molecule: messenger RNA, 1212 nt
Organism: Schizophyllum commune H4-8
Lineage: Eukaryota; Fungi; Basidiomycota; Agaricomycetes; Agaricales; Schizophyllaceae
Exons: 4
Coding region: 1-1212 (403 amino acids)
Source: RefSeq, a predicted model, not a curated record